This is a messenger RNA of Nothobranchius furzeri (turquoise killifish), 6068 nucleotides long. RefSeq names its product carbonic anhydrase XIV (gene ca14). Gene Ontology annotation, cellular component: plasma membrane. The record is from RefSeq and is a predicted model, not a curated record. Gene Ontology annotation, molecular function: carbonate dehydratase activity; zinc ion binding. Lineage: Eukaryota; Metazoa; Chordata; Actinopteri; Cyprinodontiformes; Nothobranchiidae. Gene Ontology annotation, biological process: one-carbon metabolic process.
ACCUCCAUCUCUCUCUCACUUGCCCCACAUCUCUCAGUCAGCUUGUGUUCAUUUCUGUGUGUGGGUGCAGAGGGGGGAACAUGGACUCUCUGGGUCUGUUUGCCCUUCUAACACUUGCGCUUUCUCAGUGGACAGCUGCGUCUUCUGUGGAGGAAAUCACCUGGACUUACUCUGGGUUGAUCGGUCAGUCUGAGUGGUCCGAGCAUUUUCCCGACUGCGGUGGAACGUCUCAGUCACCUGUCGAUGUGAUAACCACUCAAACUAAAUACGAGCCCAGCUUGAUCCCAGUGACCCCACUGGGCUACAGCCAGCAUGGAAACCAACCCUUCACUCUGUCCAAUAACGGCCACACAGUCAUCGUUGAGCUGCCGGAGUGGAUGGGAUUCAGGGGUCUGCCAUGGUUCUUCACAGCCGCUCAGCUGCACCUCCACUGGGGCAACGGCGGCCCGGGUAACGGGGGCAGUGAACACACAAUCAACGGAAGGAGUGCAGACGCAGAGCUACAUGUGGUUCACUACAACUCAGAGCUCUACACCAACAUGUCCGCAGCGAUGACGCAGAAAGACGGUUUGGCUGUUUUUGGAAUUCUCAUCGAGACAGGUGACGAGACGAACCCGGCCUUCAACAACAUCCUCAACCACAUGAGUCGCGUCAGAUAUGCAGACCAGAAAGCUUUCAUCCCAGCCUUCGAUGUCCAGUCCCUCUUUCCUGAGGAUCUGGGUCGCUACUAUCGAUACAACGGUUCCUUAACAACCCCCCCCUGCUACCAGAGCGUCAUCUGGACGGUGUUUCAUGAACGGGUUCAAAUCUCAAAGGCACAGCUGCUAAAGUUAGAGACGAUGCUCUACUCCAGCAAAGCUGCAUCUGCAGCCAGCAUGCUGCUGCAGGACAACUACAGAGUAACGCAGCCUCUCAACCACAGAGUCGUCUUUGCCUCCUUUUCUGCAGAUUCAGGAACGGAGCUCUCCUCCGGCGAGGUGACAGCCAUAGUGAUCGGAGCGAUGUGCGGCUGCGUGGGUCUGGCGGUAAUCGUCCGCUUCAUCGUGAAGACCGUACGAUUUUUCAAAGUCCUCCAUCUUGAAACAGUUGUGGUAAACAGCUCUACAUCUAGCUGGGACGUCCUGCACAAUAGCCGGCCUGCUCCCAUGCCAAGGAUAAACGAAUCUGGAAAAUCAAAAGAGAAAAAUCAAGAAUUGGUUCUGAACACAUCUUUAGAACCUGAAAGGAAAGAAGAACUUUCACCGGAUUCAGCUCGGCCCACGAGACUCAGCCAAGCUGUCUGCUCAUCCCAGACAGAUGCAAAGAUACUUUCAGUUUAAAGCAUCGACAGGAAGUGAAAGCGGUGCAGAACGUCCACACCUGCUUUCUCCAUCACAACUGUUUCAAGGUUCUUUUCCAUUACAGCUGUGGUGUACGGCACUCCGCCCACACCAAAACCACACAAAGCACUUGAAAAUGUUGUUUUGCUGAUUUUGUGUUCAGGCACGACUCAGAUGAGUGAUUAAUGUAAAAAUGCAGUAUAUAUAUUUUAUUCUUUUCCCCUGGAUUUGAAGUUGUUUUGUCACAUGAGCACACUGCACUAACAUGCUGUUACGGCUCCACUGGUUCAUGUGUCAAAGGUAAAGCAAUGCUUUAUUUUUCACUAAGAACAAGAAAGAUGAUUUUUUUAUGAAAACAAGAUGUUCAUGCAUUUCUGACUUGUGCAUACACAGAUGCUGUACAAUUUGGAUCAACAGAUGUUGUUGAAAUCAUGACUUUUGUUUAUGUUUGUGCUUUCCCUGUGAAGAAAAGAGGAUCAUCUGCAUAUCUGAUUCAUUUUCUUAUAUCUAAUUUGCCAACAUGAGCACUAAAUUAAAGGGGUGGAACCCAAAACCCUGUUUUAAUGAUUAUCUCUGUAACAGAAUGACAUGACUGUGUUUUCUUUUCUUCCUCUGCACAAGACUAGUCUGCAUGAGAUAUGGUCUCAAGGUCUCAUGCAUUCCUUCUAACCUGCUUAUUUUCAGCUCAACAGAAGAACGAAGAAUGAACUCUUUUAUUUUAAUUAAUCAAAGAACUCUAUUUUAAUAAAGCUAAUCCAACCAAGUGUUAGUCAAUAAAUAAGAUGUGACCUAUCUGUGAAAUCAAAAUAUUAACUAGAACUGCAAGCAGUUAUCAACGGGUUCCAAGCCAUCCAGCGCCAGUCGCCCACCCGGCCGCGCCCUCACCUUCGCCAUUCCUCACGCGGUCCUGCCCCAAAAACACGUUCUCCCGCCGGCGUCCCGUCAGCUUACUUCAGCCGGCGCAGUGAAAGUAACAGUAUACGUCAUUAAACCUCUUGCACAGCCUAUACACAUAUCUUUCACAGGCAUGGCUGACUUCUCAAUCGUGAUUACAAUGGAAUUCCACCAUUUCCUGUUUAAAGAACAUGAACAUUUAAUGAGCAAAGUCAUGAGAAAUCAGGUUUUAUCAUAUUAUUGAUUCUAAAUUAAAUGCUUUUUCAAAAAAUAAAUAUAUUGAUAUGUAAAAUUAAACUGACCGAAACAAAAACUUCAUUAUAAAAUCCAUAUUGGAUCUAAAGAUUAUCAAACAAUAAUCUAUACAUCAACAGAAUAUUACAAAUAACAUAAAUACUUGAGAAUGUCUCUAGAUUUUCAACAAAAACUAUGAGUUUCAUUUCGUGACAUACUGAUCAAAUGUUUUUAAAAAAUCCUGAAAAAUGCACAAAUCAUCAUAAAAUUACCAAAAUAUUCUCACAUGGCAAUGUUAACAUGCAGAAUAAUAUGAUGUGUUUUUAAAUCAGUAGGUUCAAAGCUUUUUUGAAGAAAAAUUGGUUAAUAUAACUAUAAGGGUCACAGACAAAAUUAAGAUAUUCAUAUAAAAAUAGUGCUACUUUCUAAAAUUAGUAGAAAAAUCUCAGAUCACCAUAGGUACAUUUGGAAUGUUGUAAAUGGUUUAUAUUUAUUUUAUACCUAAAAAACUUUCUAGCAAAAAUUGCUUACUUUUUCGUCCAACUGUACAGAAAAACUAGCAAAAAGUAAAAAAUUCAUUAAAAAUCUAAGCUUUUGUACAAAAAUCUCAAAUUAUUCACAGAUUAUCUCUGUGAUAUGACAAUUGUGCUUAUAUUUUUGUUGGGAUGUUAAACGUUAAACUUUUCUUACAAUAAAAUAAUAUUUGCAUUAGUAGCUGUAAACAAAAAUAAGUCCUAUAAUUAAAAACAAAUCAAGACGACAUUUUAUGUGUUUCAUAAACCACCUAAGAGUGAACUUUGUGGCACAUUUCAAGAAGAUUGUGUUAACAGAAUUUGCGCUACAAUUGCUAGCCUAAAAAUGUAUUUUCGUAAAUAUAAAGCGCAAACCUCUUCGUGGAGCUGCGAUUUUCGUUACAUAAGCUCAAGGCUACCCAGUUAACACAACCUGAAAAUCUUAGCCUCUUACGUGCAAAUGAUUUUUAGGAAAUUUUUCAAAUUUGAAAUUUUAAAUGAUCAUAAACCACGCCCACUUUAAUCAAUCAUUACCAGUGAUAAUAUAGUCUUAAGACUCUAUAAUGAUGACAACCACUAAGUUUCGUGCAGAUCCAUUUAGUCGGUUCAGCAGUAUAAUUUUUCCUAUUUAUAGCGCCCCCUAUUGUUGAAUCAAGUUGAAAAUCAAGACAUACACUUGAAUUGACCUAAGGUAUGAUUGCUAUGAACAGCUUUGAAAAAUGUCAAAAUCUUUUGAAGUUAUGCUAAAAAAAUGUCCUUCCAAAAAAAUAUUUUAAAAAGUCAUAUUUCAAAAAUAAGCGAAUUAUCCAAAAUCCGUUCACAAUGUUUGGUCAGCUGCUCCUCCUCUCUUGUCAGGCUAUGUUUUGAUUUGAUUGUGUUUGACGGCCGGGAGGAGUUAACGAAAGUACGUUUGACUUACUAUGCAAAUUUCUUCUAAUUUGCAUAAGUUUAAAACAUAUUUUAAAAUACUCAUCUAAAUUUGACUGACUCAAUGAACAUGCUUGAUGAGAUCAUUUGUUUUUUUUACUAAAAAAUUGAGGAGCAACAUGCCAAAAACAUUUUUUGGCUACAACAGCGCCACCUAUUGGACAAAAUUCAAAAAUUUUUCUGUGAUUGUAGAUGUCCCUAUGACUGAUAUGAUUUGUAACUUUCUUUACAGAAUAUAUAUUUUUCAUGAGUAGAAGGGUGAAAAAUUUUAAAGCCUAUAAGCCACGCCCACUUUUUAAUCAUUUUCGAAAUAGAGCUUAAGGGUCCGAUGAUAAACAUAUCUGCCAAGUUCUGUUGAAAUCCAUCAAGCCGUUUUGCUGAAAAAAACUUUUUGACUCUUUAUCGCCCCCUAUUGGUGAAUCCAAACAAAUAAACUCAACCGUCAUCUUUCUUAUGAUACCCCCUCCUUCACUUUUUACCAACACCUGUCGGGACGUAACAAUGACUUUAAAUGUUCCAACAGGACUGAUCUCACGUGGCGUUAAAAGACAUGACACAUUACUUUCACUGAUCCAAUCAGAAUCUGACAGAUCUGACGGAGGAGUGGUUCUGAUGGAGUUUGGUAAUUUUUCAUUCGACCACAAACCAAAACAUUCGAAGUAUAUAACUAUGCCCCGUCAUCUCUAACGCCAGUUCAAAGCGUUCUAGAGAAAGUGUCGGAGUGGCCAAUCCGUAACUCUCCUCUUAAACCAAAAGAAUGACAAGCUGAAAAAUCGUUGCUAUUCCAACUGCAGCAACAGUUCCUUUCAGAAUAAAGCUGAACCAUCAAGACCCAGGCUUGGGUCUCACCAGACGCCAACAAAUUGUCGCGACCCGUAAGUAACUGGACUGGUCGGCAACCGCUGCUUUUGCUACCAGCUCAGUUCCAGAGAAGGUCAAGCUGGACCUCAACAUUCCUGACCUAAAGGGGACUUCCUGAAGGGAAUCAUGGCUGCUUGCGUGCUUCUCUCCAUGGCCGUCUGCCUCCUGCUGACUCAGACCACAUCUGCCAGGAACGACGCUCCCUGCCAGCCCUCCAAGUGGAACAACGGCUACAACACUUUCGUCAGACGCCACCUUCCCAGUGGAACUCCUAAUUCCGAGGAUCGUGCAGAGUGGAGGAAGUACAUCCAGAGUCUGGGAGGCUGCGACAGACCCACUCAGUCCUUCCUCCACCCGGAGGACCUGGAGGAGGUGAGAUCUGUGUGCUCCAGCAGGGGGAAGGUGCUGAAGGACAACCUGUGCAUCAGCCAGCAGCGGUUCACGUUUUUCACCGUGAGGAGCGAGCUGGGAACCUGCGGCAUCAAAAGCAUCAAGAAGGAAUCCAAACACCUGAUCCUGGCCUGUGAAGUGUUGGAGAACCAGUGCGUUCCCGUCCACUUUGAGGGAAAUCCUGAAGAUCUAAAACCAAAUAACAACGCCAGAAGCUGCCAGGACCCCGGGGACAAAAACCAAGCUGUUAGUACCAGGAUGCCCUGGCUCUGGGUGUUUGUGUGCCUAUUCUUUAUUUAUGCGGUUUGACUUUUUAUCAAACAUCAUGUCAGGUGCAUUUCUUCAUCAGUCUGAGGCCAAGUUUACAUGUUUUCUCCUAGUCAGUAUGACAUCACAACCCCUUUCAUUUCAGUGUGUUGGAAGUUCUGCUUCUAACACUGUUUUUAUGGCAGAUUUUCAAGAUUUUUCACGUGUUUGGAGUCCAGAAUUGUGUUUGAUUGGGAUAAUGUGAGCAUUUGAGUAUUAUUUACAUGAAUUGUGUAAUUUAUUUUUUAAAAACAGACCUUGUUUUUAUAUCUGUAAUUGAGUCUUUCUCUGAUAUUUAACCCUCCCACCAUCCCAACAUUGAGCAGGAUUGAUGGUUCAUCCCUGAGGUCCACCAUCAUCCUGCUCAAUGGUCAACUUUCCUCGCUGGGUCACCCAUAAAGACGGUGGGAGGGUUAAACACAGACUAGAGCUAAAAUAUGCAACGCAUGAAACGUCAAAUUUCUUAAAAAUAAACUUGAAUUUUUUUUACCCAGUUGGUCCCAAGUUGAUGAUGGUAACAUAUUUAUACUCGUGUAUUGUACUCAACCAUAAACAUUAUUCAUAGCUUGUAUCACAUCACUUGUAUUUGUGUUGUAUGACUUGGAAGUAAAAGUUUUACAUUUCA